AUGAAUCCUUACAAAGGGUAUGUCGAUCGAAUUUACCUAAUUGGUAUUUCCAAUCAGAUUGAAGAAGGUAAAAUGACAUGGGAAGAAGCUUGCACCCAUGUUCCCAUCACCCCAACCCUUCAAUCAAAUGAUUUCAAAUAUUUAGAUGUUUCAAAAUCUUUUUUACAAAAUCAAUUUAGCUUACAGAAUAUCCCAUUGCCUAAAGGCAAGAAAGGUCGUAGGGUCAAUCCCUACGACCAAAUCAAAGCUCUUGCUGUGAUACAUGACCACUGGGCCUUUCCCUGUGGUCAAACAAAACAAUGGAAACGUUUGAAAUUACAACAAAUUGAUGUAUCUUAUAGAGAAGUACGCAGAUACUUCAAAGAAAAUCAUUUCACCAAGACGCGAUUAGAGCAUGCCGGGCCAGAAACAGCAGUAAGAUAUUGGGCGCUUUCACCCAAUCUUAUCUGGCACGCAGAUGUUCAU
Trichomonas vaginalis G3 is the source of this 465-nucleotide messenger RNA. RefSeq lists its product as uncharacterized. The record is from RefSeq and is a predicted model, not a curated record. The transcript has a single exon. NCBI's taxonomy places the organism in Eukaryota, Parabasalia, Trichomonadida, Trichomonadidae. The annotation marks the transcript as partial.